UGUGGGAAUUGGCCUACACGUUAUGGCUUUGGUUGUUUUCAAAUAGCGCGCAACCAGCGUUGUUGGUCCUUCUGUGACCCUCAAAACAAAUUGGGUUCCGAUCACACCACCAUGAAAUAGUCCGAAUCCUACCCAGAAAGCACAUAAGGGGAACCAUCUAAAACCGUUUCUUUAAUGAAAUGAAGUCUGCCACUCCAUAUGAGCUCCAGGAUCGCUCCAACGAGGACGAACGGUCUUGCAGCUCCAUCCGAUGAGGAUGAUGCGACCAGAAUUGGUUGCUGCGCAUGGUUGGGGUGUGCAUUUUGGAAGCGGAGAACGGGCCAUGGAACUCCUGAGCUUGCGGUUCCCCAAAUAUCUGUGGAUAAAAGAGAGGAAGAUGAAACUACAUCCCCACAAGUUGCGGAAGAAUCUUCAGAUCUCAUCCCUGAGGCGAAACUUGAUCCUGCUGGCCGCGUUCGUAACGUUCGUCAAACUCAUGCGCCAGCCCUUCCAAAUGAUUGGAAGCAGAUCUUUCGGAGGUCGGAAAGUCAAGAGCUGAGUUCAAAUACUGAAGCAAAGAAACGGAAAAGGACAAAUGUUGUAAAACCUGUUGACGACGGGAUCGCAGUGAAACCUGUUGCGAAACGAGAUCCUCUUCCUCCAAUCCGCACUGCACCUCGGCCGCCCGGACAACUGGAUGAAAUUUCAACGACCUCAGUAAAACCCAUUGAACAGCUUUCUCCUCCCCAAGACUUGACACACAACGCCUCGCAUAGUAACCUGAAAGGGUUCUCUUCGGGGACCAGUCUACGUGGCAGCUGGAACCAUCUCGCCCGGACCUUGCGUCAUGCAUUCAGUUACAGCCGAGAGAACAUAAUCACAGAACCUCUGCGAAUUUUCGUUGGAACUUGGAAUAUGAACGCCCGGCUACCGACAGGCAAUAUAAGCUCCUUUUUGGGUGACCGUCGCACCAAUACCCGGCCACCUUUCAAGAACUGUCAGUUGCUCAUCAUCGGCACCCAGGAAUGCGAAGAACGCCUCGAAACGGCAGGAAUUCGUCAGCCUAAAGAGAAAUCCCGGUGGCUCGAGCUGUUGAAAGAAGUGAUUGGACCCCGCUAUGUCCUUGUAGGAACUAAAACGCUAGUUGGGUUACAUCUGGCAAUAUUUGUCGUGCGAUGGACUGCAAAAAAUGUUCAAGAUGUCAUGUCAGGAGACGUCAAAGUGUAUCUCAAUGGUGCAAAAGGAGCAGUGGGGAUCUCAUUCCAGUUCUGCGGACGCUCAUUCUGCUUUAUAAAUGCGCACCUUAAAGCACAUGAAGGAGCUGUGGAACGUCGUAACGCUGACUGGAAAAAAAUAAACGAAACAAUGCCAUUACCUGGAUACGGGCCCGAAGAUGGGGGCUGUACUGGUGUGGUGGAGCGAUUUGAUUAUGUCUUUUGGAUGGGAGAUUUGAACUAUAGGACAAACUUGGGUGUCAAUAAAGUGGGACUCGCAAAAGCCCUGCUUGGGAAAGAAGAGCCGGAGAUUGGGAUCUUCCUGGCAAACGAUGAGCUUCGCCGCGCCUAUGAAGCCAGCCUCAUAUUUCCAGGAUUCUCCGAGGGAAACAUCAAAUUCAAACCGACCUUCAAGUUUGACACGCUACCUGGUUCUCCGACAUCUCCCACAUCUCCACCAUCAACCCCUUCCAGUCUCUCCUUCAUGCCCGGUUAUGAUUCAUCAUCCAAGCAACGUAUGCCGAGCUACACUGAUCGGAUACUGUUUCGGACAAGACUGCAGUCAACAUCAGGGACCACGAAAAGUACCGCGGGCUUAAACGCAAUCACGGCACUAGGAGCAGGACUCAAUCAACGGGUUCAUGUGGAAGUGUAUACCGAUUGCCCAGACGUCAUUGACAGUGAUCAUAAGCCUGUCUAUGGGAUAUACAGACUGGACGAGGAACUGCAAAUAGAUCUAAAUGAAGAGACUGAAGAACGAUUGCAUGCGCAUAUUCCACAACCAUCGAGGUGGCGGCGAUGGUUACCGGGCAAGAAACAGCAGAUUUCUCCAGAAUAGAAUACUUUGUACUUAAUCUGUGUAUUUAGUGGAAAUCAUAAUCGGGAACUGCUACUCGUCG
Molecule: messenger RNA, 2092 nt
Organism: Spizellomyces punctatus DAOM BR117
Lineage: Eukaryota; Fungi; Chytridiomycota; Chytridiomycetes; Spizellomycetales; Spizellomycetaceae
Exons: 7
Coding region: 199-2031 (610 amino acids)
Biological process (GO): phosphatidylinositol dephosphorylation
Molecular function (GO): phosphatidylinositol-4,5-bisphosphate 5-phosphatase activity
Source: RefSeq, a predicted model, not a curated record